AUGGCGAACAGCGUCAUAUACUUCCUUAACGGCUCCAUCCUCGCACACACUGAAGGAAUCCUGAACCUUGCACAGAUCUCACACGUAAUUUUUGUAGCUGAGGUGAAGCAGUCGGAAGAUUUGGAUGUGUCUGCGUCGUGGUUUGUCUCGCUAGCAUCGUCAUUGCUGUCAACGACUAGUGAGAACUAUAUCCAAUACAAGAACAUUUGCUUCGAAAUGAUUGAUCUGCUGGUUAGCUGCAAGAGCAAAGUGGCUUAUACCGAAUGGUCCCGUUUAUACAAAUUAGAAGAGAUGAAAAUGGCUUGGCAUAUUCCGACUGAGAGGGGAAAAGCUGUUAUUGAAGAGAUUUUGAAGAAGUUCCUGUUUCCAGUCAUGGACGAGAUAAUGGCUGCGCAAAUGGACAGGUUAGUGUUCUCGAGAUUCAUAAUAAGUCAACUCACAUUUUGA
Molecule: messenger RNA, 447 nt
Organism: Cooperia oncophora
Lineage: Eukaryota; Metazoa; Nematoda; Chromadorea; Rhabditida; Trichostrongylidae
Source: the annotation of a GenBank genome assembly